AUGGGUGGCGAUCUCAACUUGAAGAAGUCAUGGCACCCAGCGCUUAUGGUCAACCAGCGCAAGGUGUACAACGAAGAACUCAAGGCACUCGAAGAGCGCAAGAAGACCGACCAAGUACUCAAGGAGCGAGCUGAAGAACGCGCGAUCCAGGAACUUGAGCGACUGCAGGAAGCCGCUGGCGGCAAGAAACGUACCGAUCGCGUGGACUGGAUGUACAAUGGACCAGGAUCUGGCGGAUUGGGCGCUGGAGGUGGUGUGAGCGAGGAAAUGGAAGGCUAUCUGUUGGGAAAGAGAAAGCUGGACGGACUGGUGAAGAGGAAUGAAGGCGAAGCCUUGAAGAAAGAUGCGCCUCAGGAUGGAUUCAUGGCCUUGAACAGCAAUGCGAACAGUGCCCGAGAUGUCGCGAGUAAGGUCAGCAACGACCCUAUGCUUGCGAUCAAGAAGCAGGAACAGGCUGCAUAUGAGGCUAUGAUGAGCGAUCCGGCAAAGCGACGCAUGCUCAUGGCAACUGCGGGCAAGGAAGUGGAAGAGGAUGAGAAGAAAGACAGCCACAGGAAACACAGGCACAGCCACCGGCACCGAUCGCACAGGCACCGAGACGAUGACGAUGAUGGGCACAGGAGAAAGCGACGAAGGCACAGCGAUGAUCGGGACGAUGAGAGGCGGUCACAUCGACACAGAUUCCACAGACACCGCAGACGGUCGCCCUCAGAAUCCAGGUCAAGAUCUCGGUCGCGAACUCCGCCACGAAGAGACGCUCGUGACAGAGAUGAGCGGCGCUCCAAGUCCGACCGACAACGAGAUCGCAGUGCCUCUAGAUCCCGCUCACCCCGACGAAGGCGUGACGAGGAUGAUCGCAGGGAGCGCAGAAGAUCAUACCCAUCGCCGAAGCGCUCUGGCUCGUCUGACUCCCGUUCUCGGUCACCUUACAAGCCACGCCGAGACGAUCGAAGGCGAUCUUCUCCACCUCGCAGCAAGAGGGACAAUCCUUACCGAUCGCCGCCAGAGGACAGCACGAAGAAGGAUGACACUGCUGAAGAAGCAGAACGCGCGAGAAAGUUAGCAGCCAUGCAGACAAAUGCGUCCGACCUGGAAGCUGAUCGCAAGGCUCGCUUGACUGCCCUUGAGCAGCAGGAAGCUGAGCAGCGUGAGGAAGAUGACAGGAAACGGUCAGAGAAGGGCAAAUUCAUCGGCAGUGUGAGGAAGGAGGCUGAGAAUGUCGAUCUUGGCCGGAGGCUGGGAGGAGAUAGGCCGAAAGGUGCAAUGCGUGAUGAUUGA
This is a messenger RNA of Fulvia fulva, 1278 nucleotides long. Its product is annotated as Pre-mRNA-splicing factor cwc25. The record is from RefSeq and is a predicted model, not a curated record. The transcript has a single exon. Gene Ontology annotation, cellular component: U2-type spliceosomal complex. Lineage: Eukaryota; Fungi; Ascomycota; Dothideomycetes; Mycosphaerellales; Mycosphaerellaceae. The coding region runs from base 1 to 1278 and encodes 425 amino acids. Gene Ontology annotation, biological process: mRNA splicing, via spliceosome.